AUGUCACGAAGAGGUUCGAGCGUGUACCAGGGGUCUACAGGAGGUCUUAUGCUUCAGCAAGAAUCGCAGGACGAUUGGCAAAUUAGAGGCCGGGAGCAGGAACGGGAAUACGCUCGUUUCAAUCGACCAGAACUCCUAAUCACUUGCUGCGAUUAUGUUUGUGUACUAUCAAUUAAGGAUAAAGAAGAAUUAGGGAUCGUACUCCCACCACCUGGUGAUACGCUUCGAGCGAGGAGACCUUCAAUAUGGGAGCUACCUGAUGAUGUUCUUUCUGCACCAGUAGCUACAAGACUCUCUCCCAGAUCACCACCAACGUUGUCCCCACGUUUCCUAGCACCGUCCACAGCUGAAUAUCCUUCACAAGACUUGGAAACGUUAUUGGAAAAUGCAGGUCUCCAGGACAUAUUGGAGAAGGAUUUUGUAUUGAUGCAAGGAUUGAAGCAUGAUCUGAACAGAAAAUUAGCUGAAAUGGAAUCCAAUAUGCACUCGAUGACAAGUGCAGUUAGUGUGGGCGCUCCGUAUUUAGCUUUGAGAACAUACGACCCCGACCCCAUGGAGGCUGUCGAUGAAAUGACGGACACAUACAAAAGAGUUAUGAAGUUAUUUCCUCCAUCAAGUGUGGGAGGUACACCGACGGGAAGUGAAUGCACGACCCCUAGGACUAGAGCGUCUCGUUUAUGA
Messenger RNA from Achroia grisella, 681 nucleotides. RefSeq lists its product as uncharacterized. NCBI's taxonomy places the organism in Eukaryota, Metazoa, Arthropoda, Insecta, Lepidoptera, Pyralidae. Bases 1 to 681 code for a protein of 226 amino acids. The transcript has 6 exons. The record is from RefSeq and is a predicted model, not a curated record.